Molecule: messenger RNA, 999 nt
Organism: Sphaerulina musiva SO2202
Lineage: Eukaryota; Fungi; Ascomycota; Dothideomycetes; Mycosphaerellales; Mycosphaerellaceae
Product: aromatic compound dioxygenase
Exons: 3
Coding region: 73-999 (308 amino acids)
Molecular function (GO): oxidoreductase activity, acting on single donors with incorporation of molecular oxygen, incorporation of two atoms of oxygen; ferric iron binding
Source: RefSeq, a predicted model, not a curated record
GCCGCCCUCGCCCACUCAGAAGGCUCGCACAGCCUCGCCGAGGAAGUCUUCGAACGCCAACAAUGGCUGAGGAUGAAACCCCGAAGCGUCGAGUCUUGCGCUGCCGAGCUACAACGGAGAGGGUUUGCAGACGCGGGGAUUGCGAGGAGGAGAGAAAUUGCAAGAAGUAUACAGGAAGAAAAGAGAAGACGUGAUCUGGAAGAUUAUACCUUUUCCCAUUUCGCGUUUCCUCCGGAGGAUGCUAUCGAUAAUGAGAAUUUGUUAUUUGAGGAUAAGAGCGGAGGUUGCGUGCUGACACCGGAGGUUGACGGCUUGGGACAUUUCAUCGCCGGCGAACAAAUACGAUCGGAUAUAGCGGAGAAUCAGGCAGGCGUGCCCAUGAAGUUGGAGAUACAAAUCAUUGAUACACGCAAUUGCCAACCUAUUCCCGACGUCUAUCUCGAAGUCUACCACUGCAACGCCACCGGAGUAUACUCAGGCGUACAGGCUCAAGGGAAUGGCAAUGCAGAUGACGCAUCCAAUCUCGACGCUACCUUUGGGAGAGGAAUUCAGCAAACUGACAGCAACGGCGUAGUAACCUUCAACACCAUCUUCCCAGGCCACUACUACGGCGUCGCCCCACACAUCCACAUCCUCACCCACAGCAGCAACGACCCCGUCAUCGCCCCCACCGACGACGGAAUCCACGUCCUCCAAGCCACACACAACGGGCGCAUUUUCUUCGAUCAAGACCUCAUCAACAGCGUAGAAUCUCAAGCGCCAUAUCAUGACAAUACGCAACCUUUGACGUUGAAUCAGGAUGAUCCUGUUUUGACGCAGGAGGCCGAGGUGACGGAUCCGUAUGUGAAAUAUGUCCUGCUGGGUCAGGGCGGUGUGCAAGAUGGGAUUUUGGCGUGGAUUACUGUUGGCGUGGAUCCGAGUGUGGUGCAUCCGAUGCAGUAUGAGGGAAAUGGGAGGGCGGGGAAUGGAGGGGCUGGGGUGGGAUUGAGGAGGGGGUGA